UUGAUUUCUUAUCUCUUGGAUGCGUUGGCUCGAGAAUCCCGCCGAGGGUCAUGGAGCUGGGUCUGACCCUCCGCUUUUCUGCGACGCCUCCCUCCUCCGCGAGGGAGAGAGGAGCUGUCCGCCGCUUUUCUCUGCUCCCCUCCUCCUGUUCGUCUCGCUUCCUUUUCCGCGAGGCCUCCUUCUCUCUCCCUGCCCGAAUCCCUUUUCGACAUUCAGUCUCGCUGGCCAGAGCAAGCGCCGUCUCCCUCGAGAGCAGGCGUAGAAGUAACCGCUCCACAGGAAGCGUUACAAUAGAGGAGGAGGAGGAGGAGGAGGUCGAGGAGAUGGAGGAGGAGGGGGAAUCGUCUUCUUCUGCUUCGUUUUUAUCUCUAAGCGAGAAGCCUGAUAGGAAUCUUGCGCUGCUCGACGAGUAUGAGCUGGAAGAGCUCGAGAAGGAUUCCGUUAAUCCGAACCAUCGAAGCGGAUAUGUAGCUGUGUUAGGCAAGCCAAAUGUUGGAAAGAGCACUCUUGCAAACCAAAUGAUAGGUCAGAAACUCUCAAUUGUUACAGAGAAACCUCAAACUACACGUCAUCGUAUUCUUGGUAUAUGUUCUGGCCCUGAAUAUCAGAUGAUACUCUAUGAUACACCUGGUGUUAUUGAAAAGAAAAUGCACAAAUUAGACUCUAUGAUGAUGAAAAAUGUCCGAAGUGCUGCCAUUAAUGCUGACUGUGGGCUUAUGGUUGUUGAUGCUUGUAAGGUUCCUCAGAAGAUUGAUGAUGUGCUAGAAGAAGGAGUUGGAUCUCUCAAAGAUAAGCUUCCUAUUCUGUUGGUAUUGAAUAAGAAGGAUCUGAUUAAACCUGGAGAGAUUGCAAAGAGACUUCAGUGGUAUGAGAAAUUUGCCAAUGUUGAUGAGGUCAUACCUGUAAGUGCUAAAUAUGGUCAGGGAGUGGAUGAUGUCAAGGAUUGGAUACUCUCAAAACUCCCUUUUGGUCCUGCUUAUUAUCCCAAGGACAUCACCAGCGAACACCCUGAGAGAUUCUUUGUGGCAGAAAUUGUAAGGGAGAAAAUAUUUAUGCAAUAUAGAAAUGAAGUUCCAUAUGCAUGCCAGGUCAAUGUUGUGAAAUAUAUUAGCAGGCCGGCCUCAAAAGAUUUUAUUCAAGUAGAAAUUAUUGUUGAGAAGAACUCGCAAAAGAUUAUUCUCAUUGGCAAGGAAGGGAAGGCUUUAAAGGUAUUGGCAACAGCAGCAAGGCUUGAUAUUGAAGAUUUCCUGCAGAAGAAAGUCUAUCUUGAGGUAGAAGUGAAGGUGAAAGAAAAUUGGCGCCAGGAUGAAGGCUUGUUGAAAUACUAUGGCUAUGGUGGUCAAAUUCAAGUUUUGUAAAGUGGUUUGCUUCCCGCACGUAAUUAAUCUGUUUGUAACCUUUUAUUCUCACACACAAGCCAAUGAUAUUCGUGCUAUUACAAAACUUCGCCUCCAAUUAUUCUUGGUUCAUCUUUCGAAAGGAUAAUCCCUUCCUGCACUCAAUCGAUCAGUUUCUUUGGCAUCCUGUCCAUAGAAGCAUGGCCAUAGGGGUAUUUGUCCAUGCAUGAUUUGGUCUGAUCUAAAUAUCAAAACCUGCCUAUCUCUAAUCAGAAACUGGCUGCUCGUUGUAGCUGCUAAAAGUACAAAUUCUGUUCUCUGUUUAUCUGUAGCAUGAUCUUGUUAGAACUUGGAAGCUUCUUUUCGCAAGAUUAUGUGAGAUUUCGCAAUGGGCUUUGAAUGAUAGUACCCUUGUGGCAGCAAAAAUCCAGCCAAGGACCAUCUACCACCAUUGUUUGUUUUGCAAAGUUGUAAGGUGACUGAGCGAUCAAGUUUCUCCCCUUCUUCAAAGGAGCAUACCCCGUUCUGAUUCCGCAUGCUAGAUGAAGGGAAACUGAUGCAUGAAUUCUGCUGUUGGAACAACCUGAAUCCUGCUUGUUGAGGCACCAUGAUAGAGCUUCUCGUCUCUCUCUCAUGAUUUAUGGUUCGGCUUUUAGUGCUUCAUAGAGAAUGUACGCACUUCAUUAGAGCUGAUUUUUCUUUCAUUUGGCUAGAAUUUCAAUUUUGCUAUUGUAUUAUGAUGUUUAGUUCUUUGAUUACUUGUUCUCUGCUUUUGCUCGUCAUCUGCUUUAUCUCAUGAACAAAAGUUUGCAAGGACUUGUGGGAAAAGUUAGAUUAAAGGUCAGGCUCUUUGUUUUGAACAAUUUCGAGAAUCGAAUUAUUGGAGAGGGUUUAUUCUUA
Molecule: messenger RNA, 2237 nt
Organism: Phoenix dactylifera (date palm)
Lineage: Eukaryota; Viridiplantae; Streptophyta; Magnoliopsida; Arecales; Arecaceae
Product: GTP-binding protein Era-like protein
Biological process (GO): ribosomal small subunit assembly
Molecular function (GO): ribosomal small subunit binding; rRNA binding; GTP binding
Source: RefSeq, a predicted model, not a curated record